Messenger RNA from Cucurbitaria berberidis CBS 394.84, 512 nucleotides. RefSeq lists its product as uncharacterized. The transcript is spliced from 4 exons. Bases 52 to 447 code for a protein of 131 amino acids. Gene Ontology annotation, biological process: mitochondrial electron transport, ubiquinol to cytochrome c. The record is from RefSeq and is a predicted model, not a curated record. Lineage: Eukaryota; Fungi; Ascomycota; Dothideomycetes; Pleosporales; Cucurbitariaceae.
CGGCAGCACCACCCCUCGACACCCGCAACCCCCCGUCGAACAUCCGCAAUCAUGUCUGCGCCGUCGCUCGCACCCUACAUCCUCAAGCGCCCAUGGCUCCAGCGCUGGAUGCAGCCGCUCGCCAACUGGUACUGCAACGCCUCCGGCUACAGACAGCUCGGAUUGAGAGCCGAUGACCUGCUCCCCGAGGAGAACGACCUUGUCCAGACCGCCCUGAAGCGCCUUCGACCCCAGGCCGCCUACGACCGUGUCUUCCGUCUGCGCCGUGCGCUACAGCUCUCCAUGUCCCAUCAGCUCCUACCCAAGGAGGAGUGGACCAAGCCGGAAGAAGACACGCCUUAUCUCCAGACCCUCAUCGAGGAGAUUGAGACCGAGAUGGCCGAGCGCGAGGAUCUCGAAUCCCUGGUGGUUAGCAAGAGGCAGAGGAACGCAAAGAGUGGACACUAGUCGAUGUACAUAGGGAACCUGGGAAUCUGGAAUUAGGAGUAGUUGUUUGCGAAACAAGUGGAGCG